GGUGCAUUGUGAUUGUGCUCGACAUACGAGUCGACAUUUGUGUGCUUUAUGGCUAAUCGGUGUGCUGAAUCGGUGUGCUGACUAUUUGCUUUUGCUUUGCUAGCUCGCUCGCGGGAUACUUAGUUUCUUCGCUUCGUUUCUCCUUAGUUUACGGAUCAUCAUCCGUUUGAAGGAGUUCUAAGACGGCUAAUCACUCGUAUCCGACUAGGAGCAAUCAGAGAAGACAGAUGGAACAGAUUCAGGAACAGAUGGCUGAGAUGAGAGCUCAAUUGACAGAGCAGAUGAAUGCGCAGAUGGCGCAGUUUAUGGAAGCAUUGACUAAUGUGACCAAGGGGCAGGAUGACUUGCGAGUUCUCGUUGAGAAUUCCAGAAGGGUUGAGAAUGGAGGACAUUCGAGGCUGUUUGACGAUGUGUCUGGCAGGAUUGAUGAUCAUCACGAUCCGAAUGAGUUUGACCGCUUGGGAGGGCACUAUAAUCCUUUCAAUCAGAAUCAUGGGUUUCCACCUCCACCUCCGUCUCGUCUGUUGGGAAGGAGAGAUAAUCAGAACCGUGAUAAUUUGGAUUUCAAUGUUGAGAACUUUGACCAGGUAUCGAGGCAUAGUGCUGAUGGUGCACCUGAAGAAGCUGAGAGGUAUCGUCUGAUUGAAGAACGUCUCAGAGCUGUCGAAGGCAAAGGGGUGUUAGGCCUGGAUAUCAAUGACUUGGGACUGGUUCCUGGUGUGAGGAUUCCACCGAAAUUCAAAGUGCCAUCUUUUGACAAGUACAAUGGAGCGACUUGUCCCAUGACUCAUGUCAAAGCAUACUAUCGCAAGAUGUCAGUUUAUUCGGAGGAUGAGGGUUUUCUAAUGCAUUUCUUCCAGGAUAGCUUGGCUGGGGCUUCCUUGGAGUGGUAUGUUCAACUCGAACGCACUCAUAUUCAUUCUUGGAGAGAUCUUGUGGAGGCUUUCAUUAAGCACUAUCAGUACAAUGUUGACAUGGCGCCUAAUCGAACUCAGUUGCAGAGUUUGGUUCAAGGAUCUAAAGAAUCUUUCAAAGAGUACGCGCAGAAAUGGCGCGAGUUAGCCGCAAGAGUUCAGCCACCGAUGACUGAGCGUGAGAUGAUUGACAUGUUCACCAGUACUUUGUCUGGACACUAUUACUUGGCCUGUAGUGCUUCAGCCAACUUUUCUGAAAUGGUGAGAUAUGGCGAACGUGUUGAGAUGGGUCUAAAGAUGGGGAAAAUUCAGUUGGGAGCUUCUUCUAAUUCUGCUAGUGGUAAGAAGCAAGCUGAGGGUUAUGCCAGAAGGAAGGAAGGUAAUGCGGAUGCCAUAUAUGGAAGGAGGGGUUCGGGGAGAAGCAAUUCACAGGUUAAUGCUGUCAUGAUCCCAGUGCCGCAGCAACAACAACAACAUCAACAUGGACAACGUUCCGGUAAUGAUCGUUAUCCUCCCAGGACUAGGCCUCACAGAAAGAUUGAUCCGAUUCCUAUGACCUAUGCUCAGGUGCUGCAACAUUUGCUUAAGAUUGAGAAGAUUACUUUGAGAGAUGCUCCGAAUGCUCCGGACACACAAUCUCCGAAUUACAAUGCAAACGCACGAUGUGCUUUCCACUCAGGUGCCGCUGGUCAUGAUACAGAGAGGUGUAUUGCAUUGAAGAACAAAGUACAAGACUUGUUGGACCAGAAAGUUAUUCAGUUUACUCAGACGCCUAAUAUUGUCAACAAUCUGAUACCUACUCACGGAGACUCGGGCGUGAAUGCUAUUGAGAAUGAAGGUAUGAGUGUAGUGUCUGAUGUGGGCCGUUUGACUUUGCCGUUGCUAUCCGCGAAGCAGUAUCUGAUUGAUAAUGGAAUAAUCCCGGAUUGUGGAAUUGAUUGUGUGAAUUGUAAAACUCAACCUGAAGGCUGUGAUGAAUUGAAGAGCACGAUUCAGAAAUUGACGAAUGAGGGUCCUUUGCAAUUUUAUCGAAAGUUGAACAAGAGGCUUGCGCCUAUACCGGAAGAUCUCAACCCGAUCAAGUUCGUGAGUGGGGGUGUCAUUCAAGAUGGUCAGGUUAAUGCCAUUGUCAAUGGCGAAGAGGUGGAUAGUGAUUGUGAAUUUGAUAGCUGGAUCCGUCCAAGUAUUCCUGGAGAGAUGCCUAGCAACUGGACGAUUGAAGAUGUCAUCCAAGUGGCACAAGCUCAGGAAUGUCCCACUACCACGGAUUCCAUUGGUAACAGUUCCGCUAUUGCUUAUUAUGAUUUUGACAAUCCGAUCUACCAAGCCGAGGAGGAAGCUUAUGAAGAUUGUGAUCUCCCCGAUGAGUUGGCCAGAUUGUUGAAACAGGAAGAAAAGAAAGCGAUUCAGCCGCAUCAGGAGGAAAUUGAGAUGGUAAAUGUUGGCACUAAAGAGCAAGUCCGAGAAGUCAAGAUAGGGGCUGUGCUUGAGAAUAGUGUGAAGCAGAGGCUUAUUGUUAUGUUGAAAGAGUAUGCGGAUAUCUUUGUUUGGUCCUAUGAGGAUAUGCCUGGUCUUGAUACAGAUAUUGUGGUACACCGCCUGCCUCUCAAGGAAGAUAGUCCUCCUGUCAAGCAGAAGCUUCGAAGGACUCGCCCAGAUAUGUCUGAGAAAAUUAAGAAAGAGGUUGAGAAACAGUUUGAUGCUGGCUUUCUGCAAGUUGUGAAUUACCCGCCGUGGGUUGCGAAUAUUGUUCCUGUACCUAAGAAGGACGGAAAGGUCAGGAUGUGUGUUGAUUACAGAGAUCUGAAUAGGGCGAGUCCGAAAGAUGAUUUUCCUCUUCCCCAUAUUGAUGUGUUGGUGGAUAAUACUGCUCCUUUCAAAGUGUUUUCCUUCAUGGAUGGCUUCUCUGGGUACAAUCAGAUCAAGAUGGCACCAGAAGACAUGGAGAAAACAACGUUUAUCACACCGUGGGGAACUUUCUGCUAUAAAGUUAUGCCUUUUGGGUUGAAAAACGCAGGGGCAACGUAUCAGCGUGCCAUGGUGACUCUUUUUCACGACAUGAUUCACAAAGAGAUUGAAGUGUAUGUCGACGACAUGAUUGCAAAGUCUCACACUGAAGAAGAGCACUUGGUCCAUUUGCAGAAGUUGUUUGAAAGGCUUCGGGAAUUCAGACUGAGGUUGAAUCCAAACAAAUGCACUUUCGGAGUGCGAUCCGGAAAGUUGUUGGGCUUUGUUGUCAGUGGAAAAGGUAUUGAGGUCGACCCUGCAAAAAUAAAAGCUAUACAAGAGAUGCCUGAGCCGAGAACAGAAAAAGAGGUUCGUGGUUUCUUAGGGAGAUUGAACUACAUUGCUAGAUUCAUCUCUCAUCUUACGGCCACUUGUGAACCAAUUUUCAAGUUACUAAGAAAAGAUCAGACGGCCAGGUGGAAUAAUGAUUGUCAAAGAGCAUUUGAAAAAGUGAAAGAGUAUCUGCAGGAACCUCCGAUACUAAUGCCUCCAGUUCCAGGAAGGCCUUUGAUUAUGUACCUCACAGUUCUUGAAAAUUCAAUGGGAUGUGUGCUGGGUCAACAUGACGAGUCUGGCCGAAAAGAGCAUGCAAUAUACUACCUUAGCAAAAAGUUUACCGACUGUGAAUCCCGAUACUCACUGCUCGAGAAAACUUGCUGUGCUUUGGUGUGGGCUGCUCGCCGGCUGAGGCAGUAUAUGUUGGUUCACACCACCUUGUUGAUUUCCAAGAUGGAUCCUAUCAAGUAUGUUUUUGAGAAGCCCGCUCUUUCCGGAAGAGUAGCCAGGUGGCAAAUGAUCUUGACUGAAUAUGACAUCCAAUAUACUACUCAGAAAGCCAUCAAAGGUAGUGUGUUGGCAGAUUAUCUUGCGCAUCAGCCAGUCGAAGAUUAUGAACCGAUGAAGUUUGAAUUCCCCGAUGAGGAUGUUCUGUACAUCAGAGAUUGUAACAUUCCCGGACCGGAGGAAGGACCCGAACCAGGAUCGCGAUGGACGCUCGUGUUCGAUGGUGCCUCUAAUGCACUCGGGAAUGGUGUUGGAGCUGUAAUUACUUCUCCAUCAGGUUUUCAUAUUCCGUUUACAGCCAGAAUCUGUUUUGAUUGCACUAAUAACAUGGCUGAGUAUGAAGCUUGCAUCUAUGGCAUCGAAGCUGCGAUCGAUUUGCGAAUCAAGUACUUGAAGGUUUAUGGGGAUUCCAAUCUUGUCAUUAGCCAGAUCAAUGGAGAUUGGGAAACUCGCCAUCAGAAUUUGAUUCCAUACAGAGAGCAUGUGAUGAGACUCAUUCCGUAUUUUGAUGAGAUCACAUUCGAGCAUAUUUCUAGAGAAGAGAACAAUCUUGCUGAUGCUCUCGCUACUUUGGCUUCCAUGUUCAAAGUGAAAUGGGCCAAUGAAGCGCCUAACAUCACCAUCAAUAGGUUGGAUGAGCCGGCAUUCUGCUUUGAGGCUGAUGUUGAACUGGAUGGAAAUCCCUGGUAUCAUGAUAUAAAAAAGUUCCUCGAAACUCAAGAGUAUCCUCCCGAAGCAUCGGUGACUGAUAAGAAGUUUCUGAGAAGGUUCGCAGCUAAGUUUUACCUCAACGGUGGGGUGUUGUACAAGAGGCAUCAUGACGGUGUGUUGCUCCGAUGUGUUGUGAAGGAAGAAGCUUCGAAAAUCAUAGAGGAAAUGCACGAAGGUGAGUUUGGUACCCAUUCAAGUGGGCAUACAAUGGCUAAGAAGAUCUUGAGGGCUGGUUACUAUUGGUCCACUAUGGAAACUGAUUGUCAUAACCAUGUCAGAAUUUGUCACAAGUGCCAGAUUUAUGCUGACAAAGUGCACGUGCCGCCUGUGCCUUUGAAUGUUUUGACUUCUCCGUGGCCUUUUGCAAUGUGGGGCAUUGAUAUGAUUGGAGAGAUUAAGCCUACUGCUUCUAAUGGACAUCGCUUCAUUUUGGUUGCCAUCGAUUACUUCACCAAGUGGGUUGAAGCCGCAUCUUAUGCGAAUGUCACCAAGCAAGUGAUUACUCGUUUUAUCAAGCACAACAUAAUAUGCCGUUAUGGGAUUCCUGAGAAGAUCAUUACUGAUAAUGGAUCAAAUCUCAAUAACAAGUUGAUGAAGGAGCUUUGUGAGUCCUUCAAGAUCAAGCAUCACAAUUCUUCUCCGUAUCGUCCAAAGAUGAAUGGCGCUGUUGAAGCGGCCAAUAAAAACAUUAAGAAGAUUGUGCAGAAGAUGGUAGUGACCUACCGAGAUUGGCACGAGAUGCUCCCUUUCGCUUUGCAUGGUUAUCGCACCUCUGUGCGUACAUCGACUGGGGCAACUCCUUUCUCACUUGUUUAUGGUAUGGAAGCGGUAUUGCCUGUUGAAGUUGAGAUUCCUUCCCUGAGGAUCAUGAAAGACGUCGAGCUUGACGAGUCAGAAUGGGUGCAGAAUCGAUUGGAUCAGUUGAAUCUCAUUGAUGAGAAGCGUUUAGCGGCCAUUGGUCAUGGUCAAGUGUACCAAAAGAAGAUGAGAAAAGCUUUUGACAAGCGAGUGCGACCCCAAAGCUACAAACCAGGUGACCUGGUACUCAAAAGAAUCAUCCUUCCUCAGGGUGAUCCACGAGGCAAGUGGACUCCGACGUAUGAAGGCCCCUUUGUUGUGCAGAAAGUGUUCUCUGGCGGCGCCAUGAUGCUUGCAACUAUGGAUGGCGAGAACUUUCCGCACCCUGUGAACGCGGAUGUAGUCAAAAAAUACUUCGCAUAGACCUGAUAAAAAAAAAAAAAAGAAAAAAAAAGAAAAAAAGAAAGAAAGAAGAAAAAAAAUAGAAAAAAGGAGAAAGAAAAAAAAAGAAGAAAGGAAAAGGAAGAAAAAAAAAAGAAAAUGAAUCAGGCAAAAGAAUGAAAAAAAACAAAUAUACCCGCUAAGUUGAAAACCCGAAAGGGCGGCUUAGGCAAAAAAGGGACAAAAGCGAACGACUACAUCUCGCAUGCCACCGUGGCAAUCACUCUUCAUACAUGCUUAGGGCUCCCGACCGAGGGAUAAGCAAGACUCCGUGUUCUUGAGUUUGCACCUGGCAACUCAAAUCCCUAAAGCAUGCGCAACAUCCAAUCACUUUGUUUAGGGCUCCCGACCGAGGGAUAAGCAAGACUCCGUGUUCUUGAGUUUGCACCUAGCAGCUCAAAUCCCUAAAGGCACUCUCAAACCCUGUCGGGUCCACAAGUUCAGUGACGUCACCAAUCAGUUGUAAAUCGGGCAGUGAUCAAUCCUAAUGAGUACGGUCUUCCAAAGCAAGGAGAUGAGAACGUCGGAGUUAUAAAAGUGAUAGCGGGAUCGAAACCAAUGGAUAUCCGUUUCACAUUGCCAUUUCUCUUGUACUCAAUAAAUUGUGGUUACCUCUUACUAGGAACUGCUUCAGAAAUGUAUUCGCCCUCUUUCGGGCAUGUUUAAUAAACUUCUUUUCAUCUCAAAAGCUGUUUUCUUUUACUGUUUUGUUUGCAUAAAACGUCCUGAGUUUGUGUUAAACUUUGCAUUUGAAAACUGCAUUGCUUUUACAAUACAUGAUUAGAAAUGAAACCUUUGAAUCUACUUCAAAGUUUUGUGUAACUGGGAUGGCAGGCUAAGAUACCAUGCUAUAUCCUGGGGCAUUUGCAUUUGUUUGUCUCACAGGUACAUGCUUGCAAGCGCUUCGUAUCAGCAUAUCGGCGGACUUAAUCAUGAGAGAUUCUCACUCCCCAGCCGAGUGCUUCCUAAUGAGGGAUUCUCACAUCCUCAGCAAAGUACAGCCUAACGCAUUCACUAUGCUCCAGAAGCCGUAUUCCCGGCAGAACGCUUUCUCCCCAGUUGAGUCAUGAUAGAAUGGUGUCUGAUUCUCCAGCAAGCUUUUAAUGAGGUUCCUUGCCUGAAUGCCUCAUUUUCCCCAGUAGAGGGUUUUCUCUCCCUAACAGGUUGACCUGUUCUCCCCAGGAGAGUCAUCCUAUUUCCCAGUGGAAUGGUCUUAACGAAGGUUCUUAUGUCAAGUUCCUUAUUCCCAGUGGAUCUCUCAUAUCCUCAGCAGCUUGCGUUGCAGAAGUGUUCAUCUCCCCACUGAGUUCUCUCUUCAGCAGAGGUUUGCAUGCAUCCUCAGCAGAAUCUGCAUCCUUCGAGGAUUUCCCCAGCGGAAUACUUUAUCCCCUAGCAAGUCUGUCACUCCUCACCAGAGUUAUCUUCAUGGCUUGCUCUUAUCUCCACAUCCCCAGUGUGUUGAAGAUUGGCUUCUCCAGCAAGGUUCGCCAGAAUAUUCCCCAAGUUCAGUGGGAUGCUCUUAUCCUCAAGCAGGAUUCAUUCCCCAAGCAGAGCUCGCAUCCAGAUUUGAUCGUCUCCAGCAGAUUUCUGAUCCAUCUUUGCCAGCUCGCAGUUUGUGACUUCUGGUCACUCGUCUUGUUCUCCCCACAGAGUUCCAUGCUCUCUCCAAGACUUCUUCAGCAAAUCAGUGCUCCUCCGCUGUUUCCCCAAGCAGCGUCUGAAUCAUGCAUCAUUCGCAUUGCAUUCUCUAGGCGUGUAGCAUUUCCAUUCUCGGAAUGCUACUCCAUAACACAUUCAUACAUACAUCAUGCAUAAAUCAUAUCAUAUCCGUUUCUUUCUGCAGGAAAGUUAUGAAGAUACAAAUGCUCCCCGGAGAGCAAUAUUCGCCUAGUCGUUACAGGCGCUUAUCCUGAUGCUUUGUCAUGCAGAAGAGGAUUGUUCUACUUAUUUUCUGACGCAGUUCAGAUCAGUUCAAAGACAUUCCUAUUCCCGAUGUCCCCAGAUCGGUGGAAGAUAUUUGUUCCUAUUCCUGAUAAAUCAGACUUUCAGUUGAAGGAACCGCCUCCGGAUCUCCCAAGAUCUUCCGAAGGAGCAAGCCCUCUGAUGCAUCAGAUCAGUUGGAAAUAUCUACUCCCUGACGAUUUAGUUCGUUCAGAAGAAGAAACUCGUUUGCCCAGUCCUGAUACCCUACUAUCAGUUGAGGACGUUUUCUUUACCCGGCGUACACAGUUCGGAAGAAACAUCCGUUCCUAUCCUAAUAUCCAGUUUCAGAUUAGUUGAAGGAACCGCCUCCGGAUCUCCCGUGAUCUUACGAAGGAGCAAGCCACUGAUAUCAUCAGAUCAGAUGGAGAUGUUUGCCUGAUCGACUUUGUCUUUCAGAUGAAGAUUGUCCUACUUAUUUUCUGGCAUCAUGUCUAGAUCAGUUUAAAGGCAUUCUUUCCCCGGCGUACACAGUUCGGAAGAGAUAUUGUUCCUAUCCUGAUUUCCCGUUCAGUUGAAGGAACCGCCUCCGGAUCCCCGUGGUCUUACGAAGGAGCUAGCCGCUAAUUCCCAGAUUAGUUGGAAUAUCUACCUGAUGAUUUAAUUGCAUCAGAAGAGAUGUCUGCCCAGAUUCCCAGAUCAGAGAUAACUAUUACCCGUUGAUGUCCAGAUCAACCGGCGUAUCUCCCUCGAUUCCCAGAUCGACUUAAGACAUCUAUCCCGAUGCAUGUUCGGAGACAUCUGCAACGCCUGAUACUCAGAUCAGUCGAGAUGUUCCUUCUCUUGAUGCCCAGAUCAUUUGAAGUGUUUUCCCCUGCCUGUGGGUGCCCGUUCCUCCUUUUUCACAAGUUGGAGCAUAUUUAUUAUCCAAAUCAAUUGAAGUUUUUUCCCCUGCUCGCGGGGUGGUACAUUCCCUCUUAUUACGAGAUGGAAUCUUCUAUUGAUCAAGAGCGCAAAUUUUCGAGUUCAUCCUGGUAUUCAAUCUCCUUCCACCUCAACGGUUCGAAACUUUCGUUUCUCACUCGUCAGGUUCAAGAAGUUUGAAUAGGGGCAGCUGUUGCACCCCAAAAUUUGCCCUCUUUAUUGGAGCUAUAAGUUAAUGAUGACGUUUAUUUCGUCAUUCAAAAAUGAAAGGAAAAUAAUAAAGAGUUUCAUGGGUUUAAGAGGUUAAAGUGUGAAAGAAUGGUUUAAACGGUGAAAGUACGAGAAAAUUCAUAAAUACUAUCUGGAAGGUGAUAUGAGUUAAAUUCCCGCGUUGUCCCCAUUGUUUCGACAAGAUCUACAACUUUCGUGUUCGGCUCGGGAGCCAAUUCUUUAAGGAAGGUCUUCAAACUGGCAGAUUACUUGAGGUUUCAUAGUGAGAAAUAGUGCUGAAUGUAGGGUUUUGCGCCUCGGAAAAUUCAUAUCUCCUAAUCCGCUCGCCGGAUUCGCUUGAAAAUUUAACUGAAGCUCCGUGGCAUCAUUACCAAGAUUUCAUAUGUUCGGACCGAAGGCCAAAUAUGCAUGGAAAAUUCCCAGAAUUUUAAAGAUCGUCGCGUUGUUUCGGUAAAAAGUGUGUUUUCGAGUAUGUCGCGCCGAGUUCGAAAAUUCAUAACUUCUUCGAUUUUUAUCGUAUGAAGUCCAUUCCGGCGGCAUUCUCUCAGAAAUUUCGUUAGCUUCGAUUCUUCGUCACACAUGCCUGUUCAGAUUUUGAGCCGAAGAUAAGGUUUUAUCGAGUUCUUUGAGCGGUACUCACAAAAUUUCGCAUAGUCGCGCCAGAUGAAUCGACGUUUCUCGUCAUUCAAACCGGCGUACAUUCUUCAUCGCUUAUCGGAUUGAGGUGAUUCUCGCGGCGGCGGGUCACAAUUUUAGUCAUCUCCAAGUGGACGGUGGUUUCGUUCCGGAAUUCCGAGCCGAACCGAGUUUCCUUAAAAGCGAGCCAAAAUGAGACGAACCGAGGGCAAUUUGGACAUUUCGCGUUGACAAUAUAUAAACAUUUUGCUCUUCACAAAUCAGGGGGGGAUUCUCAUAAUUUCAACUCACCAAUUCUUCACAAACACAUUCUCUCAAUUCUCUCUCAAUUCUCUUGAAUCAAAACCACAAAUUACAUAAAACUUUCAUCAAUUCUCAUCAAAUUUCAUCAAGAUCAAGAACAUGGAUUGAAGAAAUCAAAAUCCGAAGUUCGAAUUCUCCUCCUUCCUCUCCUUGAUCUUGCGCGCCCCCCUCUCCUUCUCCCUCCGGAUUCGCUUUCGAGUUCGUAUCGCGUUCGUGUCGUGUUCGUGUGUUCGCAUUCGUGCUUCGGUUAGAUCUUCAUUCGGUAAGCCUUGAACCAUUGAAUUAAUUGCUUAUUUGUUGAUUAUAUGUGAAUUCAAAUCUAGAUCUACUCUUUGUUCUUGAUUAAUGGAUGAUUGAUAAUGAUUGAUCGGUGAAUUUACGUAUUCUUGUCCGAGUUGAUCGUGUUCAUGUAAAUUGUGAUCGGAUUUGAUGUUGAUUGAAUAUGAUUGAUAUCCGUUGAUAAUGAAUUGUGUUGUUCGUGUUCGGAUCCGUGAUUUGUUGUUGACUUUGUGUGCAUAAUUGUUGUUGAUAGUUUGUGUUGCUUGCGAUGUACUCAACGUGUUUGUAUAAAUGCAUGUGACGCACUUUUGCUCGAUAUUUGCUUUAUUUGACGCGUCGCACUUAGCAUAAUUGUCGACAUGAGGAUCAUUUGAUGUGUGGACGCAUGUAAAUUGUGUUGUUGAUGUUUGCUUGCGCUUAAUUGGUACGUUUUGGAUUGAGUGCGAAUGGCUCCAAGGCCUUUAAAAUGCUUAAAAAUCUGUUUUUACACGCCAGGAACCGGGUUGUCCCAGGCGGGAACCGGUUCCCACUCAAUCCAAAAUUGCUAAUUUUCUGUGUUUUCACGCCAGGAACCGAGUUGUCCCUAGGUGGGAACCGGUUCCCAGCUGUCUAAAGGUUGUGUUCUCUGUGUUUUUGUAUGGGGAACCGGGUUGUCCCUAGGUGGGAACCGGUUCCUGGCUUGCUAAUUUUUGUGCUCUCUGGUUUUUUGUAUGGGGAACCGGGUUGUCCCUAGGUGGGAACCGGUUCCCAGCUUGCUAUUUUGACCUUUCUCUGUGUUUUGUACCAGGAACCGGGUUGUCCCUAGGUGGGAACCGGUUCCCAGUUUCAGCCUCUGACUUUUUGUAUGGGGAACCGGGUUGUCCCUAGGUGGGAACCGGUUCCUGAGUAUAAUUUUUGUGUUUUUCUUUGCUAACUUCUAUCUUGCGUAACUUUUCACUCGUAGUUCCGAUUUGCCCGUUCCUUAUAUCGUCGGAAAGCUUAUGAGAUGUACUAUCUAGCUAGAUACUUUGUUUUCAUUAAUUUGUAGAUCAUUCAUGUUUGAUUUCUCUUUGAUGUUUCAUUGUCCAUUUCAUAUUUACAUUACUUGUCCGUUUCUUUUCGCUUUAUGAUAAUAACGCAAUUCCGAUUGCGAUGUUUGUUAUCUCUAACCUGUGUGCUAGUGUGCAAGGCAUUUGGACGGUCACCGAUUGAUACUCAUUGCUUGAGUGUUCCGCUUCAAUUGCGGAAUACAAUUCUAUCUCAUUUACUCGUGUCGUGCUCUCACCCUGGAGACACGCCUGUAUUACUUUAUGUCUGCUUGUUUGGUUUGCUUGUUCCUCUUGCAGGUGCAUUGUGAUUGUGCUCGACAUACGAGUCGACAUUUGUGUGCUUUAUGGCUAAUCGGUGUGCUGAAUCGGUGUGCUGACUAUUUGCUUUUGCUUUGCUAGCUCGCUCGCGGGAUACUUAGUUUCUUCGCUUCGUUUCUCCUUAGUUUACGGAUCAUCAUCCGUUUGGUAUUGAUUCCGUUUCAUUUUACUUUUCCCGCACUUUACCGCUUUCUCGCAUCAUCCUUUAACAUGAGAAGUAGGACUUAGACAUGCAUCUGGCCAAGCCCUCGAAAGAGGCUCUGUUUUUGUUGGUGUGUUUAUAUUUGUGCUUUGCGGCAGGGAGUCACGGUGUAAUAAGUCCUAUAUGGCACUCCGUUAAGUCCUCAUGGAAGGCAUGCGGUCAAGGGUUCGUAAUCAACCCCCGCCUAGUCUCAUCGAGUCUGUUCAUUAUGCGCACGCCUCGCGUCGCUUGCUUUUGAACGUGCAAAAGAUCUUGUUAUCGAGUAUGUCAGGUAAAGGGUUCAUGCAAUCGGACCCCCGCCUUUCUUAUAGCUCGCGUCGCUCGACGUUGAUGCUCGGUGUACGCACGCACCGUUUUCCUUUACGAUCCGUGACGGCUUGGUUGCUGAGAGGGGUCCGCCUUCUUGUCUAUGGCCCGAUCAUUUUCGCGAGGUCUGAUGCUUGGUUGACUUGGGUUGAGCUGCUCCCCUUGGCUAUGGCGGGACCGCCUUUCUACCAUUUGGCCAGUGCCUUUGGUUUGUUUGCUUCACGAGUGGAUGCUCGUUUGUGUGCUAUAUUGUUUGCAUUCGCUUUUCCCCCGUAGGUUGUUUAGUUUAGUUUAGACUGAUACCCUUUGUAUGAUAACAUUAGGUAGCAAGCUUUCCCCUUAGCUUAGGUCUUCCUCAUGCAUCCUUUAAAACACAAACCACACUCUUUGAUUUUCUUUUCUUAAGAGCUUGUUAUUUCCGCUCCAUUCCCAAGCGUAAGCCUCCAAAGGUCGAGCAGCGGAGUGUGAAUGUAACUUGUUCACCUAAAAAACACAAAACAAACAGAAAUUAGUUAGCCGAGCUACGGUAGCUCUGAUUCUGCAAAACAGAUACGUAGGCAGCGGGGUAGGGCCCGUGCGAGCACAAUCCUUUCUUUUCCCUACAUUCUGCAUUCAUUUUAGUCCAGAUUAGCGUAGUUUGCUUACACACCCAUAGAUUUAGACACAGGCGUGGAUACCAUCGAGUACGAUGGGCGCGAGGGGUGCUAGCACCUUCCCCUCGCGUAACCGACUCCCUUACCCUCUUCUCUGGUCGUGAGACCGUUGUUUUGUUUUGUGGUUUGCUGGCAUUCCCUUCCUUUUCAGGAUAAAUAUGUUAGUGGCGACUCUGUUAAUUUUCGCGGUAGCGACAAGGACAAAGAGGGAAACUUUUAAAACAAAGCCCUAUACACAAAGUUAUUUGGGCGGAACAUUUAAAAGCAAAGCCCUAUAAAACAUCUCUCUGCUUUGGGCCAAGCAGGAGGUCAAAAUAACAGCGAGGUGAUUACUUUGAGCGGCGAACAACAUUCGGAACGUCGACAGCUUUCCAGUAGCAACGAACUCCUCUGUGUAUUAUGUAUUCAGGAAAAUUCUCUCCAGAAUUGUCUUCAGUAUUGACAUUGACCGCUGGUCGAGCAGGAUUUGAAGGUCCUGGUUUGUCACCCUUGUUCUUUGUAGAGUUGAAACGGUCUUCUUCUAGUUCUUGAAGAGCAUAUGAUGAGUCACAAUCUUCAGAAUUUUCAGGAUGUAUUUCCCAGUCUUCAGGAUGAAGAGACUCAUUGUCAGAGACACUUUCCGAGUCAACUGAGGGACCAUCUUCCCCUUCAUCUUCAAAAAUGGCAUUUAUGUGAUAAUAACCAUCUUCAGGAUUAUAAAUCUUGGUAGAUGCGUUGAAGCUGAAAUCUUCAGUAAUUUCAGGCUGCUGAGAAAAUUGACAGGGCUGAUAAGCCUCUUCUGGUUGACUACUAUAUUCAAAGGAAUCUCCCCCAUCCAGUUGGUUGGAUAUCUUCAAUCGCAAUCUUUGAACUUUCAGGUGCAGUAUAUUUCACCAUAUAAUCAUAUUUGCCACUUGGUUGUCCCAAGGUGUCCCAAAUUUCUGCAGGAACAGGCUCAGUUUCUUUGCCUUUGGAUUUCUCUGAAGGAGGAUAUGGUUCUUCCUGAGAUAUGUAUCCUGAGUCAUUGAGAUAACAUUUCCAUUCUUCUUCAGUAUCGGAGAGACCUUCUUCGAUGCAUUCUUCGAUAAGGACAUUAACCUCUUGAGGAAUUGGGUUAAGGAAUCCUCCACUAAUGAAUGUUUCUUUGAUCGGACGAAGGGUUUCAUCCUUCUUGGUACAGUUUGAGAAUGUUGGUGAACAUCCGAGUCCUGCUCUAGUUUCAUUCUUGGUCGGGAUCACAACUUGCCCCCAGCCAGUGGUAGUUCCAUCUUUCACUACUUUUACCGCCUCUUUGUAAGAAGAGAUUGACGCUUUCUUUUUGGAAGAUUCGUCUUCUAAAGAGAGACCUUGGAACUGAGUUCCUUCCAUAUCAUCAGCACCAAUGAAAGAGAAAUUGGAUAAAUGACUCACCAUUAAGGCUUGUUCUCCACUUAUCGUUACCAAUUUUCCAUUUGUUACAAAUUUUAACUUUUGAUGGAGCGUAGAAGUCACUGCCCCUGCUUCAUGGAUCCAUGGUCGUCCUAACAGACAGCUAUAAGCAGCUUGAAUGUCCAUGACCUGGAAGGUGAUUUGAAAUGUAUGUGGACCAAUUGUCAUGGGAAGGUUGACUUCGCCGAUAACAGAUUUUCGCGAACCAUCAAAUGCUUUGACUACUACACCACUGAACUUCAUAGGCAUUCCUUGGUAAGACAAGCGAGCAAGAGUCGUCUUUGGCAUCACAUUCAAGGAAGAUCCGGUGUCUACCAACACAUUAGACAAAGAGUCUGACUGACAGUUCAUAGAAAUGUGCAAAGCAAGAUUGUGAUUUUUGCCCUCCUCGGGGAGUUCUUCAUCACAGAAGCUUAAAUUGUUGCAAGCAGUUAUGUUGGCUAUUAUCCCAUCAAAAUGGUCAACAGUCACAUCAUGAUCUACAAAAGCUUGAUCCAAAACUCUCAUCAGGGCUUCCCUGCGGGCUUCUGAGUUUAAAAGCAAUGAAAGUAUUGAGAUCUUUGAAGGAGUCUGCAUAAGCUGAUCCACAAUUUUGUAUUCACUUCUUUUGAUAAGCUUCAAAAUUUCGUCAAAGUCAGGAUUGACAUUGGUUCCACUGGAUUGACCAACAUCAGUGUUUGUAUUACUGACAGGAGUUUCCUCGGGAUUUCCCACUGGUGUAUUGAUAGGAUUUUGUCCGGUAGCAGGAGCAACAGGCUGCUUCGGAGGUAGUGGAGUAUACACACGUCCACUUCUUGUUACUCGACUUACAUCAGCGAUGUUCACGACAGAUGAAAGAGUAGGUAAAGGAACUUCUUGUCCAUUCUUUAUCAUUGUAGCAUUGUAGUUGUAUGGAACUGCCUUGUCAGAGUCAUAGGGAACAGGUCCAGGUAGACAAAUGAUCAAAGGAGCAAUAGGAACCUUUGGCUUGUUGUAGGUAACUUCUAUGCGCUCAGGCAUGUUGAAAUAAGGAACGAUGACGUUAACUUUAGGCAUUUCCGAGUUGAUAUCUGAGACUAAAAGCUCAUGCGGAUAACAUCCUAUCAUGUUAACUUCAUCUUCAUUCCUAUUUCUGUAGAUCUAAAUAGUACCAUUAUCCAACAGAACUUGGAGAUCUCUUCUCACAAUCGAACAUCCGUGAGGAUCUACACAACAUAUGCUACAGGAACCGUAGUGAUGCUGGCGAAAAUUCUUCCCUUGACAGAGAGUAGCGUGCAUUUGUACCAAAUCUGCUCUUGAGAAAUUGAUAUUAUAGACUCGGUAUGGACCAGGACAUCCAUACACCAUGUUUACAACAUGCCCUCCAUGAUUGGGCAGCGGAUUUGCUUGCACAUUUGGGUUCAAAUUUCUGAAAGAGAGGAGAUUAGAUCUAACCAACCUCUGAACUUCAUAUUUCAAGGCUAUGCAAUGCUCAAGAUCAUGGCUAGGUGCUCCUUGAUGAUAAGGGCAUGAGACCUCAGCUUUGUACCACCAUGGGAGUUUCUCAGGUAUGGGUGGUGGUGCUUUAGUUUGAACAAGACGUCUUUCAAUCAAAGCAGGGUACAAUUCUGUGUAGGUCAUUGGAAUCGGAUCAAACUGUGGAGCUCUUUGUACACGAUUCUGAUUAUUGUUAAACUGUUGAGCCUGUUGUUAUUGAAACUGCGGGGUAAAUCCCGGAUUCGGUGCUGUAUUAAUGGCUGGUGCAAUAGCAGCUACCUGUCGUUGACGAUUGACAUUUCCUCUUGGCCUCCCUUGGGAUACCAUGUCAAUACUUUGUUCCUUCUUCUUUGGGAAACCACUUCCGAACUUUUUGGUUCCGCUUGAAGAUCCACCUUCUUUAGUUAGACGUCCGGUUCAGACCCCUUCUUCUAGACGCAUCCCCAUGUUUACCAUUUCGGUGAAAUCACUUGGAGCACUAGCAAUCAUGCGUUCAUAAUAAAACGGGCCAAGAGUAUUCAAGAAGAUCUUUGUCAUAUCUUUCUCUUUUAACGGUGGAUUAAUCUGAGCAGCAGUUUCUCUCCAUCGUUGGGCAUACUCUUUGAAAGCUUCAUGGUCUUUCUGAGCCAUGGAUCGAAGCUGAUCUCUGUCUGGAGCCAUAUCCGAGUUAUACUUGUAUUUUCGGACAAAGGCCUCACCUAGGUCAUUGAAUGUUCGAAUAUUAGUGCUAUCCAAGCCUGUGUACCACUUCAGUGCGGCACCAGUCAAACUGUCUUGAAAGUAAUGGAUAAGCAACUGAUGAUUAUCUGCAUAAGUAGACAUCUUUCUAGCAUACAUCACAAGAUGGCUUUGUGGACAAGAACUACCUUUGUACUUCUCAAAGUCAGGGACCUUGAAUUUAGCAGGUAUUUGUACACUGGGAACCAAACAUAGUUCUUGGGCAUUCUUUCCAAACAAAUCUUUUCCACGGAUAGCUUUAACUUCCAGCUGCAUCUUGUUAAACUGCUCUUGGAGAUCUCCCACAAGAUUACGCUGAUUUAUGCUAUCAUCCUGAUCAUGAUAAAUCUCAUUGCCACCAUAAGGAACAGUGUGAACCGUAGGGGUCGGAACCGUCAUAGUGGGUUGAGAAAGUGCCAUAGUGAUUUGGGAAAAAGUUACCCCCUGACUUGGAGUGGACAGUGAACUUUGUGCAGCGGGCGCUUCAGUUGUGGUUGUUUGAACCCCAGAGAAAUUAUGGCGAAAACCUGCACCAAAGCUGAAAGGCGGGCCCCAACCUUCUGGCAUGGAGAAAGAUGGAAUGCUGAAUGCAACUGUAGAAACUGGAGUAGUGACUUCAGAUGUCACUGUUGCUUGACUGUUUGGUGGCGGCGGCUGAUUCUGUGCGUCCAUUAAGGAGUCAACCAGAGUAGUGAGACUUUCCAACUUUUCCUGAAGGGUGGUCACUGUACCACGAAGCUCAAUAUUCUCUUGUUCAGAGUGUUCCAUUACUCUUCUUCUGCUUGAACGAGUAUUGUAUCUGUGAUCUGAUUGCGAGCGCGGUCGAGAAACUUUGAGACGCGACAGCUUGACAAUCUAUUGGAGAAAGAUCCAAAAGAUGAGACUCUAUACAACAGACUCGAUAUGCAGAAUGAUGUAUGCAAAAAGAAAUUUAUGAUUUUUCCAAAUAUUUUUAAUAUUAUUUCCUUGCAAACAUUUGAACACAAACUAUUCUUUUAUUGAAAUAAUGGGAAAUGUUACAACAUUGGAGCAUAGCUCCUUACAGAAGCAAAUGAUAAAUAAAAAGCUAAACAAUCCUAAGCAUCUUCAUCAGACGAAGAACCAAAUGCAUUGUGCAGCUUGAGCUUCAUGAUUUCUUUCCCAUAGUAAGCUUUCAAUUUGGCCUUUUCGGUCCUCAGUUUGUCAACAACAUUCUUCCAAUCAUCAGGAGUCGGAGCGUUGCUUGUUGAGCCUUCGAUAUUCUUCUUGCUUUCUUUGAUGUACCUCUUGAUUGCAGCGUCUUUCUGACGAAUCCUCUCAUCUUUGCUCAUGAGCCAUCCAUCUUGAUAAUAGAGAGUUUCUUCGUGAUCUUUCACUCUUUUCUUCAACUUUCUAUUUUCCACAUCAGUUCUACGAAACUUUUCUUCCCAAGCGUCUUUUUCUACCCUCAUCUUAGCCAAAGUGUCUUGGUAUUCCUCCAUAGUGGGAAUGUUGGGUCGUUGAGACACUGCAGGAAACAUGGGUUUUUCAUAAGCAUAAGGCAUUUGGAACUCUUUUGCUCUUUUCUUUACCCAGUAGGUGUAGGCGUCCAUGGCAAUGCAAUUUCUUGCCUCACCUUUUUCUUUCCAUCGGACGUCGUACCAAGCUCUCACCAUUCUUGCUUUCAACCUUUGAGGAUUAUCCCCUUCUCGGUAGAAGUAGCCUUCCACUGAGGGACCAAUGGGUUUAGUUGAAUUUGCAUACCCGAGUUGUCGUCGGGCUAGGACCGGGUUGUAGUUAAUUCCUCCUUGUGUACCAAUGAGGGGUACGUUGGCGAAUUGUCCGCAACUGUCAAUGGUUUCUGUACCACAGCGAGCCAAGGUAUACCAAUGAAUAUCAUUAUUAGUAAGAGACAUAAGUCUUUGAGGCCAACGUAAGCCUUCUCGGUUUUCCGUGAAAAUAGGAGACUCAGGUAAGUGUGAAACAAUCCAUUUGAACAACAAUGGUGCACAACAUACAAUGAUUCCACCGCCUUGGCGAUUCCUAUGAUGGACAGAGAAAUACAUGUCACCAAGUAAAGUCGGAACAGGAUUUCCAAUCAGAAAGAUCUUUAUGGCGUUGAUAUCGACAAAGUUGUCGACGUUGGGAAACAGAACUAACCCAUAGAUGAGCAAGGCUAGUAUAGCUUCAAAAGCUAUCAUGCUACUAGUUUCGAUGAAAUCAAAGGCUUUCUUUAUUAAGAAGUGUGAAGUUAAACCCGGGAGGUUUCCUUUGGUAGUCCAAUUACUCUCUACUUCAGACUUCUUCAAGUGGAUACUUGCUGCAAUGACGUGUGACUUAGGAAUGGCUUCCAAACCAUUGAAGGGUAUUUUGUCAGACACAGGAAUACCCAAAAGAUUGGCAUAUUCUUCCAAGGUCGGUACCAACUGGUAGUCUGGAAAGGUAAAACACCGGUAGAUGGGAUCAUAGAACUGAACCAGAGUCUUGAGAAGUCCUUCAUCAACAUGAGUGUUCAGGAUAGGCAAAAGCUUUCCAUAACUUUUCCUAAAAUCGGGAGGAUCUUGUACAGAAGAUGCUAACUCUCUUAGUUUUUCCACAUCAGGUGCUUUGAAACCGUACUUUUUGGUAUACCUUUUUACCCCUUCCAUAACUUAAUCCUAUAAUGUUUGCAAGGAAAAUUCUCUAAAUUUUUUUGGAAAAAUCAUGUUUUUAUGGAAAAAAGAUGGGUUUUUUAAUGAAUGUAUGAAUGCAUGGAUGCAUGGAUGCCACAUAUUCAAACAUGGUAAAGCAAACAUGGUAGCGCAAACAUGGUAACGCAAACAUGGUACUACAAACAUGGUACACAAACAUGGUAACAAACAUGGUACACAUAGGUUCAAAGGUCCAGCGUCACGAGCAUGAGGUCAGAGAACCAAAAAUGGGAUAGUUCUAGUUAAUCACCUGCACAACAUGUUCUACUGAUACGUCAGAGUCUACAUUUUUCUUUCGGAUAUUACCGGUUUGCACAAUUAAACUUGUGAGCCAGCAAUAUUCUCAAGAAAAACUCGUCUGAGUGUGGUUCUCCGCAUGACAACUAAUCCAAGUCUUCACCUGAAUAGUUUCUGCACCACAACCUAAUAAGGCCAGGAUGGGUUGGGGUUCUACGGCCAACUCAGCUUCUACAGUUCAAUGAAAGUAAUAAUGUCUUCGCUACGAAACAUGCUAAACAUAUAUUACCAACAAGGAACCUCCACUGAGCGGAAGGAUUCUCACGUACGCCUGUACAUGACUAUACCCUCCACCUAAUUCCUAUGUGUACUUAAUCCGGGUUAGGAUUUGUCCAUAAUGUAUCACUUGUAACAGAACCACACAAGUAACAGAACCAGAACCACACAUGUAACAAAAAAUGAAAUGAAAAAUAUAGAAAAUAGAAUUAACCCUUCCUUUGGAAACAAUAAAAAGAUGGUCCCCAGCGAAGUCGCCAUUUUUCUGUCGCGGGGAAAAAUCGUAUCCUUUUUCGGGAUGAGACACCUGAUGCCUUCUUUGGGCUCGAGUGCUCAAAAAAAUGAUUUUUCUUUUGUUCCGACCAAACUUUUUAUUGUUUCCAAAGUAGAAAAAGGAAAAAAGCUGCAAUAACCUUAAAAGUGGGGGAGAGAUCUUUGGGUAAGAGGGUUGGUUAUACGAAGGGAACGUUUUAGCACCCAACGUAUCUAUAGUACUCUAUAGGUUUCUUUUCUAUGUUUUUCAUUCCAUGUUAUUGAGAGGUUCUUGUGAAAUAGGUGGGACCUAAGGUGUUUGUUUGAUUAUGCUCGCAAAGAUCAUCGCGAUCCUCUGCAUACAUAUCCCUUAGAGGGAAUCAGAGCAUCUGUAGCUCGGGGUCUACGGGUGCUAAGGUUUGAAUGGUUUGAGGGAGAAGUUUUGCUCGCCAAGGAUACGACCUUGUGCCUACGUAUUCUCAAAGGGAUGUUGAGAAAGUCAGAGCAAUCGUAGUUCUCACUUAUGCUAGUGGAAGCAAAGGAAAAGAGACAAAUGUCAUCUAAAUGUUCGAUGUAUCUAAUCUAUAUCAUCACAUACAUCUGUUUGAUUUUGUUUGAAAAUCUUUUCAUUAUAAGCCCUGGGCCAUGCCACUUAUGGUGCUUAGAAUGAUAAAGAUGUUUUUUAGCCAGCCUUGUGGCAAAAACUUUCAAUGAAGUCAGCCUUGUGACAAAAAGUUUUGAUUAAUCAGCCAGCCUUGUGGCAAAAGUUUCAAUGAAGUCAGCCUUGUGACAAAAACUUUGAUUAAUCAGCCAGUAUGGUGGCAAAAAGGUUUGAUUGAUUAGCCAGCCUUGUGGCAAAAAAGUUUAGUUGAUUGAUUGAUUGAUUGAUUGUUUGUGAUGAUAUAGAAGAGAUACUCCUAUCAUAGAGAUGAAAAAUGUCUAAUCUCCUAGGGUAUUUGAUUUGGAUAUUGGGGAUGCUUAUAAGAAGCCCGUGGGUCCUUGUACGAAGCCCAAGAGGAGGCUAUCCGAGGGUCCUUGCAUUGUAAGCCCAAGAGGAGGCUAUGGGAGGGACAAUCCAGGGUCCUUGCAUUGUAAGCCCAAGAGGAGGCUAUGGGAGGGACAAGUCGUUUGUACGAAGCCCAAGAGGAGGCAUGGUAUAGUUGGUUUGAGCUCUUAGAGCGAUUUCACCGGGAAACCAUACUCUAUGUCCUAACCUAAACUAGGGAGAUUCUUUGCACGAAGCCCAAUAGGAGGCUAUGGGGAACCUAGUGUUGUACUAAGUUGAACAAGCAUAUAUAUAACACAAUCACAAAUAUGAACAAGUACGAGAAAAUAUGAACAAGUACAUGAACAAAUAUGAACAAUUAUACAUAUAUAUGACAAAGUGUGUGUAUAUAAUGGAGUUUAUGAAGGAAAUAUACUUGUAAGCAUGAUCCAUUUGUAAACACGGGGGAUCGGGACUUAUACUCGGGGAGAGACCCACUUGAGUUUAUUCAAAAGCUAUGUAAACAGGCAUUUACAAAGGGGCUUGGGACUUAUACCUACAUGGAGGCCCAUGGUAUUUUUGGGAAGAUUUCAAGAAAAACCUUCAUUUUUUGAUUAGUUAUUCGAAGUUAAAAAACAAAUUGAACGAGAUAUAUACAAAAAGGUGUGUGUACAAUGAAAUACCUAAUUUCAUGUACAGGAAUGGGACUUAUACCUAUGUGGAGGCCCAUGUUUUAUUUUAUAAAACAUGGUUGAUUGUUUUGUUAAAGAACGCGAGGUUUCGUCGUUUUGAAAAGCUUUGAAAGUUUUGUUUUGAAAAACGUUUUUUGUUUAAAGAAAAACUGUACAAAGAAAAGGAAAGGGACUUAUACUCUCUAAUAUUCGA
Messenger RNA from Vicia villosa (hairy vetch), 21316 nucleotides. RefSeq lists its product as uncharacterized. The record is from RefSeq and is a predicted model, not a curated record. NCBI's taxonomy places the organism in Eukaryota, Viridiplantae, Streptophyta, Magnoliopsida, Fabales, Fabaceae. Gene Ontology annotation, biological process: DNA integration. The transcript is spliced from 3 exons. The coding region runs from base 228 to 5636 and encodes 1802 amino acids. Gene Ontology annotation, molecular function: RNA-DNA hybrid ribonuclease activity; nucleic acid binding.